Messenger RNA from Moneuplotes crassus, 6131 nucleotides. NCBI's taxonomy places the organism in Eukaryota, Ciliophora, Spirotrichea, Euplotida, Euplotidae. The record is from the annotation of a GenBank genome assembly.
AUACCAAUAUAUAAGCCAACACCUAUAGCGAUGCCAGCAUUCUUCCAAAAUAGAUCCUUAUUAAGAGAAUGCAGCCUGACUUGCAAAACUUGUGAUGAUGAUUCAAAAUGCCUAACUUGAAGAGAUGGAUACCAAUAUGACCCAAUCACACAUCUCUGAGAAGCUCCACAAUGAGGUCCAAAUGAGUUCUAUUCGGGAUCCACUCUCUCGUGAGUCGAUUGAGGCAAUAGCUGCUCAGAGCAAUGAGCUUAUAGAAAUGAAUGCUUUGCUUGACCAGAUGGACAAUAUUUUGACUUAAAUUCUUACUUGUGAGUUGAUCAAUGAGAUUUAUUGAAAAUUCAAAUAAAUCAUUCAACAUUAGGGUCAGUUUCAAUCUGUCGGAGUCGUGAAUUUUAUAUAAAUCCCUUGAGCCAAAGUACAACUGAGCUUGGGACAAUUAAAAACCCUUACAAAGAGCUGAACUCUGCAUUUCAAGAGCUAUUCUACUUCCAUUCACACUCAGACAAUUAAAAUUGUGAUCAACCUAUACGAAGAUACCACUAAUUUUAUCAAAGAAGAAACCUAUCUCAGAAAUAUUACCGAAAUCAUUAUUAAAUCUUACUCAGACACAGAUUACGAACCUAGAAAAGCAAAAAUUGUUGGCAUUGAAAAACAAUCAAAUAAGUAUCAAUCUUUUUAGUCCUUCUAAACUAAUCCUACUUGAUUUGCAAAAUAUUGACUUUAAAAUCGAAAUACAAGAAGACAUUGAAAUUCCAGUAGAAGACAAACAGCUUCUGUUACAAUCUGAGGACUCAAUCCUCUUAAUCUACAAAACCAAUCUGAUAAUUCAAAAUAUUCACCUCUCUACUGAAUAUGGUUACAUUAGUGCACUAAAAAUAUUCCUCAACCCAAUCAAAUGAGAGCAAAACCUCAUUUCGAUCUCUGCAUCGACUGUAAUACAUGAAGGAGGGUUCAUGUCAACUUCUCAACAGAUGAGCCUUGAAAUAAUAAACUCAGAAUUUGACCUUUACAAAUCUAAAUAUGGGCUCAACCUGAACCUUUCAUGAUCACAGCCUGAAGAGAUAGUACCUGUGCUGACAAAUGUUACCAAUACAAGGUUCUAUUUCUCGCAAGAUCCACCACCUGAAGUGCAGUCAAAGAGGGAGUUUUUCAUCCAAUAUGGAGGCCAUGAUCUCUCUUUCACUAAUACAACUUUCAUGCAUUAUGGAAUCAAUAGCUCUAGUGGCUACAAUUUUGUACUGAAAUCAGACCAGACAUGAAAUUAUACAAGUAUCAAGCCCCGAGCUAUCAAUAUUACUGAUGUGAAGAUCCUCCUAAACUCUUCUUGGAACUUUCCACCAGAGGAGAUGUAUUUUGGAUUGCUUAUCAGUGAGUCUUCUAGAACUAGACAAAUUUCAACAUAUCUCCUCAGAAAUAUUGAGAUAUCAAAUGUUCAGAUUAUGAAGAUCAGUCCUUUGAGAAUUGAAACGAAUGAAGAAUCUGAGUGCCAAAUUUAUAAUAUAACUUUCACAAAUCUUACGACAGCAGUUGAGAUUAUGCACAUUUCUGGUUGUAAAGAGUUAAAAAUGCAUCAGAGUACAUUUAAAAAUAUUACAUCGAUGAUUAAUGGAUUGUUGAGCCUCGAUGUUAUCAAUAACGCAACCAUUAGCUCAACAGUACUGAAGGAGGUGCAUCUCAAAGUACCAUUAAAAUCGCAAUUAAUGUCAUUUACAAAUUCUAAAACUGGAAGAUUAGAAAUUACCAAUUUCACUUAUUCAAAUGGGUCAUUAGGUGAAAUGCAAACUCUUCUAUCUCUUGAAAAUCUUAUUGGCGAUACAGUGAUUACAAAUUUUCAAGCUAGAAACAUCAUAUCUAGUUCAUCUUCUUAUAUCAAAAUUAAAAGCAGUAAAUCCAUACUCUUAGAUUCCCUUGGAUUUGCCGAUUGAUCAUCAAUCUCAACAACUGGAAGAUACACAAACAGCAUUUUAAUAGACUUAUCAGAAAUAUAUUCUGAACUAACUACCAACAUAACUAUACGCAAAGUGGAUGUUAUAAAUUCCACUGUAAAUACUCUAUGGAUUUCAAACAAGGAACAAUCUAAGCCUAACACCCUGUAUAUAACAGUGAGCGAUCUUCAUAUAACUAAUACUAUAUUCACUUCCUUACCUAUGCUAAUCUCUACUGGUAAUCAAUUCUCUGGAGAUAUUCUUCAUGUGAAAUUUAACAGACUCAUAUUCGAGAAUAUUAGUAGCCCCGAGGAAGCAGAAUUAGUCACAUUUGGGCAUCAGACCCAGCAGUUUGUUGAAAUACAUAAUAGUGUGUUCAGAAAUAUCAGCCAAAUGGGUAUGGUAAUUGAAGGAAAAAAUAAGACAACCAAAAUGCAAACGAAAGUUCUUUUGAACAACAUAACAGCCGAAGGUUGCCAUUGAAAUUAUUGUUCUUUCCUUACAAGCCGGUCUCCUUCUGAAGUUCAUGUUUUGAGCUCAUCAUUUACAAGAAUAAGUUCAAUUUCUAAAGGAUCAGUGUUCUCUAUUUAUCAAAGUGAAGCAGCAUUUGUCAUAAAUAAUUCAUUAUUUUACCAAAAUCAAGCUAUCAAUGGAGCUAUUUUCUUCACAGAUUCAAAUGCUUUUGUUAAUUGAACUGAAUGAAAUUUUACUGACAAUUUUGCAAUCACCAAUUCAAUAGCAUCUUUUGGAGUUGGAACAUAUAUCAAUUUCCACAACUGUACCCUACAAAACAACCAGGCAUUUUCAACUCCUGUCCUCGAACUAUCACUCUCACCAGAAGAAUCAAUAAUAAGCAACUGAACAAUAAAAUAACAACACAAUCCUCCCAAAAUCCUACAUCACAUCCACUCUUUCCACCCACACAUACAUAAACCCUCUUUUCACACACCACAUUGCCUCAACUCCUUCCAUAUUCCCCUCCUCAAUAUACCCUUCCGCCCUCACCACCAACCUAUGUUCUCUCUCAAUCACCACCAACACCCUCUUCCUUCACCAACCCUCCAUCCUCCACUCAUCCUUCUCCUCAGUCACUUUCUCCCAAACCCUCAUCUCCAGCACAACCACCCCUUACAACCUGAUCACCACAGUCCACAGUAACAUCAGUGUCACUGAUCUUACUAUAACUGGUGUUCAUGGAGAAGGGGACAAGUACGUGCUGACAGCAGAGGAGUCAACGGUAAGAGUGGACAGAAUAGAAGUAGACAAAGGCAGUGUAGGAGUUUUGGAUAGUGCAGAUUGACAGGUGAUACUAGAUGGAGUUGUGGUGAACCAAGAGACGCAGAGAGAGUAUGUGGUGAAGGUUGUCAAGGGGAACAAGGUUGUGAUUAGAGGAGCGUGGUUUGGAGGGGGAUUUGGGGUGAAAAGUGUGGUGUAUUUGUAUAAGUCGACCGUUGAGGAGGUUGGAGAUGUUAAGAUUUUAAAUGUAGAAGGAGUGGGGAUUUAUGCUGUUCAAAGUGUGGUAGAGAGUUUUAGUAAUAUUACUCUCAAAAAUGUAACAAUGGGAGCAUAUUUACAAGAUUCUCAGAUAAAGUUAUUUGCAAAUUCUACAUUUGAAAAUUGUGGAACAGAUAAUGUCAAAUAUGGUGGAGCAAUUUAUAUCCAUAAGAAAAAUGAAAUAUCGGCAAAGAAUAAUGAAAUGAUAUCUAACUGAAAUUUUACCAAUAACAAGGCUCAGAAUGGUGCUGCUAUUGCUAUUAAUAAUCAGUCCAACUCUCAGAAUGUAAUUUUAAUCUCAGACACCUCUUUUGACUCCAAUACUGCUACAGUGCAAGGAGGAGGUAUUUAUUAUACAGACCGAAGACCUCUCAUGAAAGGUCUUCGCUUAUCUAAAAACAAUGCUGUAUAUGGUAGUGACAUUGCUAGUCAUUCUUACAUGAUUAGAUUCAUUAAUUUUGGAGAAAAUAUAACAACUCUUGAUUCAGUAGGAAGUGGAGUCAUAAUCAAAGAAGUUUACCAAGCGAAACUAGUCGAUUACGAUGGCCAAACUAUGAAUCUCAUAAACAAAGGAGUAAUCAAAAUCGAGAGAAAUUUAUCUCAUACUUCUACAGGCGGUAUUCCAUAUGCAAGGAUUACAAAUGGGGUUGCAAAUCUAACAGAUUUCUCCUUCAUUGCUCUCCCUGGAUCACUAAACAUUCCUUUUUCAUUGACUUCAAAUCACAUAAAUUAUGAAGACUCAAAUCAGCUAUCCCAACUUAAAAAUACUUCUGAAGAAUCUAAAUUUAUCGUCAAUUUCAGGUAUUGAAAGCCAGGCGAAAUACAGACAGAUAAUAAGACAUGCACACAAUGAAAUUUUGGAAGCUAUUCAUUGGAAUGGAACUCAACCAGAUGCCAGCCCUGCAUUCAGAAUGCCAAUUGACUGGGAGCAGACAAAAUAGAAGCACAUAAAGGUUAUUGGAGAAGCAAGAACAGAUCAGAGAAUGUAAUCAGCUGAUUAAGGGAAAAAUCAUGUUUAGGCGGAUACCACCCUGACGGAGAGCAUCCUGUAGCAUGAGAAAAAGGAUAUGAAGGUUUCCUCUGAGCAGAGUGUUCUAUCGUUGAUGGGAAUAAGUAUCAGCCGUCUUAUAAUUAUGAAUGACUUAAAUGCCCAUCUAAAAUAGUGAAUUUACUAGAGAUAAUUAGCUUUCAGCUGAUUGCUCUAGCAUUUAUAUCCUUUAUCAUCAUUAUCAAUUACAAGAAGAAAGGUGAGAAUCAAUUAUCUGUGCUGUUAAGAAUAUUUAUAAACUACAUGCAACUAAUGACUAUAAUAAUGACAUCCAAUAUAAACUUUCCAAGUGUAUUUCAUAAAGUCUUUACCCAAUCAGAUAGGGUAAACUCUCCUCAAAGAACAUUUUUCUCUUUCGAUUGUUUAAUUGAAAAUUAUGAAAUCAGGAUGUUUGCUCCUUCAAAUGCAUUGCUUAAGUUAUCUCUAUACUUAAUCCUUCCCAUUGUUGUUCUAAUUUUUGUAGUUCUUGGGAUUCUCUCAUACAGAUUGCUCAUGAGAUAUUGUAAAUCUAAAUAAAAAGUUUAACUGGAAGAGAUGUAUUGCCAUAUCAUUCAUCUGUAUUGUCUUUAUUUUUCAUCCAACAUUGAUAUCUCAAUUCCUAAGCACUCUUCAGUGAGUAAAAGUCGACAGUGAUGAUUUCAGAAUGCUGAUGCAUAUGGAGUUCAAAUGCUACUCUUCAGACCACCUAAAAUGGAUCUUCUUAGUUGGAUUUCCUAUCCUUUUAAUUUGGGUUAUAGGAAUGCCAGCCAUUGCAUUCUUUAUAUUACUCAGAAAGAAAAGAUUGCUUGAAUUCCCAGAGGAACAAAAGAAUCUAUUAGUUCUGUACCAAGGAUUGAGGAGUAGAAAAUUUUACUGGGAACUUAUAAAUACCUUCAGAAAAUUUAUAGUAAUUUCACUGAAUAUUUUUAUGGAAGAAUAUAAUCCAUACUAUCGCAUAUUAUGAAUAAUAUUAUCUUUGACCAUCAUUGCAAGAAUGCAAGAGAGGCUAAGGCCAUAUAAGAUCGAUUCAAACAACAAAAUUGAGAUGCUUUGAGUCAUAACAAUAAUCCUUACCUUGUACUGUACUCUAGUUUUUAUACCUAAGAAUGAGGGUGUAAACUCUGUGUACUAUAUCAGCUUGAUACUAGCCUACACCAUAAACAUUAAUUUCAUAGUUCAAUGGGCAUACCUUGUCCUAUGAUACCUAAAUGACACAAAAACACUAGACAAUCGAUACUUUAGGAAGUUCAUGAUAAUAUACGCAUUUGUACUCUGAAAGAAGACCAAACAAUUCUCUGAACAAAUUCCUGACAAAAAAUUGCUCAAAAUUUCACCCACAAAAAAUCGGAAAAGAAUCAAGAAGCGCAAAUAAGAGACUCCGGCAAAAAGUUAAUUAAAAAGCAAAAACCCAGAUUCAUGAUUCGAAGAGAUUCUUCAUUUAGAUCUCCUGCACAAUUAAUCAACAAUUUUGAAGGGGAAAAAGCAGAGCCGGUUUCUUGGCAAAUCAAUCCUGACACUAAACAGCUAAGUAGAAGAUCAGUCGUGGUUAUUAACCCAUCAAUGACUCAAUUUGCAAAGAGUGAUGAGAGAUUAAUCGAGCCUAGAAGUAUAUUCCCUCGUGAAGAGAGAAAGAAACAAUAAUUGCCACUUGUAUCGUACCUUUAAUUCAUUGUAUUACCAAAAAA